Rhinopithecus roxellana (golden snub-nosed monkey) is the source of this 850-nucleotide messenger RNA. It is a transcript of the gene CRYBB3, whose product is annotated as crystallin beta B3. NCBI's taxonomy places the organism in Eukaryota, Metazoa, Chordata, Mammalia, Primates, Cercopithecidae. Bases 67 to 702 code for a protein of 211 amino acids. The record is from RefSeq and is a predicted model, not a curated record. Gene Ontology annotation, molecular function: structural constituent of eye lens. The transcript is spliced from 6 exons. Gene Ontology annotation, biological process: lens development in camera-type eye; visual perception.
GCAGACGGCCGUGGAUGCUCUGUUCUUCCCGAGGCUACAGCAACAGCCAGAGGUCUUCCUGGGGAGAUGGCAGAACAGCAUGGAGCACCCGAGCAGGCUGCAGCUGGCAAGAGCCAUGGAGGCCUUGGGGGCAGCUACAAGGUGAUCGUGUACGAACUAGAGAACUUCCAAGGCAAACGCUGCGAGCUCUCGGCCGAGUGCCCCAGCCUGACCGACAGCCUGCUGGAGAAGGUGGGCUCCAUCCAAGUGGAGUCUGGGCCGUGGCUGGCAUUUGAGUCUAGGGCCUUCCGCGGGGAGCAGUUUGUUCUGGAGAAGGGGGAUUAUCCUCGCUGGGACGCCUGGUCCAACAGCCGUAAUAGUGACAGCCUACUGUCCCUCCGGCCUCUGAACAUUGAUAGCCCAGAUCACAAGCUGCAUCUGUUUGAGAACCCAGCUUUCAGUGGCCGCAAGAUGGAGAUAGUGGAUGAUGACGUGCCCAGCCUUUGGGCUCAUGGCUUCCAGGACCGUGUGGCGAGUGUCCGCGCCAUCAAUGGGACGUGGGUUGGCUAUGAGUUCCCCGGCUACCGUGGGCGCCAGUACGUGUUUGAGCGGGGCGAGUACCGCCACUGGAAUGAGUGGGACGCCAGCCAGCCGCAGCUGCAGUCUGUGCGCCGCAUCCGCGACCAGAAGUGGCACAAGCGGGGCUGCUUCCUCAGCAGCUGAAAGGCACCCAGACCUCAAAGACCCAGACCCACCCUGCGGGGGCUGCAAGGGCAAGAAGAGGAGGCUCCAGGGCUGGGGCGAGGGCUGACCUGUCCACCCUUCCCUGGAAUCUGCUCAAUAAAGCCUGGGGUUGGUCCCCCACCUGCCA